Messenger RNA from Varanus komodoensis (Komodo dragon), 3718 nucleotides. RefSeq lists its product as uncharacterized. The record is from RefSeq and is a predicted model, not a curated record. Lineage: Eukaryota; Metazoa; Chordata; Lepidosauria; Squamata; Varanidae. The transcript has 7 exons. Bases 455 to 1951 code for a protein of 498 amino acids. Gene Ontology annotation, molecular function: DNA binding.
AAUGGGUCAUGGGUUAGUCGCAACUAACUUAUCCCAUUCAUUUCAGUGUAUCUGCUGUAUGUAGGACUAACAUUGGGUAUUAGUUGCUGUCACUUCUCCUACAUUGCAUGGACUUUGAUUAUGCCUUUGCAUGGGAAAGGCAUCCUGCAUCUGGCAUGCUUUCACAAGAAGUUUUUCAAUUACUCUAGUAACCUGCCGCAUUCAUAGAAUUUGACAAGGAUGUGUGUGUCCCGCUAACAUUUUCUGCUCAUAAUCCUCCUGGGCUUUCCCACUGUUUCUUCCCCCUUUUUCUUGCCACAGCAAAUCUAUUAACUGCAAAAAGUCAGAACAGCUGUACAAUGGUCCGUGACUGGUCAUGUUCCUGUUACAGGGACUGGUCUAUUCAAAGAUGGGUACCAAUGGUUGAAGUAUCACCGAUCCCCUGAUACCCUGUCUCGAGGUAACGCAGCACGGGAUGGGUGAUAACCCACAGGAGGAAGAGCACCUACCAUUGAAGCCACUAGAAGCAGGAAUGAGAGGCAAUUCUUUGGAGAGCUCCAAUUUUCAUCCUUCCCAUCAGUUGACUCCUCAAGGACAAGUUGAUGAUGAAUGCACCAGGGCCCAACCGCUGAACAACAUUGGAAAAGCUGGAGCUCGUCUAACAUGCUCAUAUGAAGACAACAACUGCCAGAAAAAAGCCAAGCUUGUUGCUAGAAGCCAUGCUAGUCCGAACCUUGUUUCUCCCUUCGCUCAGAUGCUGGAGCUGCAGAGGAUGUCUUAUGGACAUGCCUUUUCGAGUCUAGAUCUCCACAGCCAGUGUUCCUUCAACAUGCCACAAUUCAGAAGUGCUUCAAGUAACCCCGAGGAUGCCCAUUCUGCACCAUACGUGCCUCUCUGUACCCCUGCUGGCCCUGGAGAGAAUCUGCUGCAAUCUUCAUCACUCCUGGGAUUCUGCCACCAAAACAAUCAUGAGCGUGUGUCCCUUGCUGACAGCAGCAGAGUCACAGUUCUCUACGCUGAACUGAUCCGAGAACUCGAACGGCAGAUGGGGGAGCUGCGAAGAAUGCUGGCCUCCCAAGAAGAGGUCGCAGCACGGCAGGAGAAGAGAAUCCAGGAGCUGGAGCUGGAGAACCACAAGCUGAAAGGCCUGCUCUGGCACUUAGAAGAACAGAAUGAUUUUCUGUCCAUCAGGAAUGGAGCAGGUGGAACAGCGCCAGCCAGGAUGGUGCUGGGCACAGCACCCGAUCGCUUUGAUGUUAAUGAAAGCAAUAUUCAGUUCCUCAAAAGCCUAGUGGGGAUGCUGGAGAAUUUCACAGCUACACAGGUCAGUGGUCGGAGCUCACCAUCUUCUCCAGAAGAUCAGAGUCAUACCCCAGUCCCUAGCCCAAAUACCUCUUACAGUUGGAGUUCCCGAAACACAGUACCCACUGGGCUCUCACCCUGGAUAAAUGCAGAAGGCAGGUCAAGAAGUCCCACUGGGCUCAGCAGUGCCACCAGUUUGUGGAGUAGCCGCCAAGAGAAACUCUCUGAUGGGACUCCAGUAUGGGCAUCACCAGUGGAGGAGAAUGGCAGGGUCAAGCUGGAAUUGGUCCCCAAUGCAAGAGUCUACAUCACUCACCACCAGCUGGAGGACCUGUCCCAGGUCUCCGCUGACAAACCGGAGCUGAUGACACGACGUCUCCUGGAUUACUUCUUCUCACGUGAAACUCUUGCCCGGUCUUCGGCCACAGGGCAGCGCAUUGCCCAUAACAACCUGACCAUGGAAAAGCCCAGCCCCUUGCCGGUUGCUGUGGUAAAUGCUAUCAAAGAAUACGUCACCAAAACAUGUGGCAGAGGCUGCAAUUUCAAUGCAGUGAUCAACAGCAAAUGUGGGACUUCCCGAAGGGCGGUUAAGAAAAUGAUUUCCCCUGACAGUCAACAUGGACUGAAUGGAGUUACAGCCAAGACUCUCCAGGAACCUCUCAAAGGGUAGAAGGAUGCAUUUUGUGGGACAAAGAGCAAUAUGGUGCUGAUUCAUAUUCUUGCUAAUGCAGUUAAUACUGGCAGAUGUAGAAGAAGGUCGAUGGUCGUAAAUUUUCAGGAGAUAGAAUGCAUAAUACAGUAUUUCUGCUGAAAUUACAGCAAACAGGAUGAUCCCAGCACUCAUCCUCUAUAAAUUAUGGCAGAUUUCCUUUUUGCGGGAAGGGGACAAAUAUCCCUCAAAUAUUUGAGACUGAUGAACUGUCCAGUCUGACGACACAGCAAACUCUCAGUUUGUCCUAAUCUAUUACCUGGGAUGUGUUUAAUGCCAGAAAUUUACAAUUUUCUAUGAGUCUUAUCUAUACAUUAUGCAGAGUUGGGCAUCUAAUGACUCUCUUUCUCACCUGCAAGUCCCAGGAGCCCUACUCAGCAUAGCCAAUGGCCAGAGAUGAUGCAGACCAAUGCAUCUAGAGGGUCAGAAGUUGUCUACCCUUGUAUUAUGGCCUCUUGCUUUAAACCCUAAAUGAUUCCAUCACUCUCCCAGAUUUUUUUUCAAUUUACUAGCAAUUCAAACUAAUAUUUAGUUUCAGUUGCAAAUUGUUUAAUCCUUCUAGCCUUGUAAUUUGCCCAUGGUCCAUGUCCAUGAGACUCUUGAUAUUACUUUGAUAGAAGCAGAAUAAGUCACCCUAUACAAGUCAGCUCAGAAGCCCCAUUGAGUUUAGUAGGACUUACUCCCAGAUACACAUGCACAGGAUUGCAGCCUAGAGCAGAUACUCAUCACAAAAAUCAGUCACUGCUACCCAUCCUCUCCUGCAAACUGCUCUUUACAGCUGUCGUCAUGGUACUACUUGGUACUGAAGGAAGAUUGUAUCAAGGCUUUACCGUCAAUAAAUGUUGUAUUUGUUGUAAAUAAGACAAAUUUCAAAACUGGAACAUAACAAUAUGGGUUUAUUUUUCUUUCCUGCCUAUCUUUCAAAUUGGUCUUUUCCCCAAGAUGGUGGAAGGAUAGAAUGGGUGGGACAUGAGAGUUACUAACUUCAUGAGGGCAACAGGACAGGGAUUGUGAUUGGUGGGUGGACUUGUCUAUAUUCUAAGCCCACACAGAGCAGAAGUUGCGAGGUUAGUUGGCCUCCUGUCAGCUAGCUUAAGCAUACAAUACAUAAGGCACAAUCUACUGGGAAGUUUUCCCAUGCAAGCCCCAUUGAAAGACCGUGGUCUUAUACAGCUUCCAUAUAUUUCAAUGACACUCAUGGAGAAGAACUUCCUACCGGCUUCUGCCUAAAGGAAGAGUCUCUAAGAUGAAUCUUGAACACAGAAGCAGUUCAGCUACAGGCAAAGGAUGGUUCUACAUUUUUUUAGGUAGGGACAGCCUGAAAUGGCAUUCUCAUUCUGACUUAUCCCUGACACUGUGUGUAUAGCACAACAGCAACAUGCUUAACAUUUUAAACACACCAGCACUGCAUGUUCCCAUGUUACGUAUACACAGGUCUUUUUCAUACAUGAAAUUAGAAAGUAUGUGUUCUGUGAAUAUUGCUCAUGCUGUACACAAAGGAUGGGGAAGGCCAGGGCAGGAGAGAGAUCUUAAAAUCAAAAUUAUAUUCUGAUCAGCUGAGUUUUAUAUUUUCAUUGCAACCAAUCGUGUGUCAUGUGUGAAAAUGCUGGGGGGGAGGGGGGAAGAGGUGUCAAAAACACCAGCACCUUUCUUUACCUCUCAACAAGUCACCAAAAUGUUCCAUUAUUUCAUUCUCUGUACAUAGUAAAACAGUGUUUUGUUUCCAAA